Molecule: messenger RNA, 1888 nt
Organism: Vigna radiata var. radiata (mung bean)
Lineage: Eukaryota; Viridiplantae; Streptophyta; Magnoliopsida; Fabales; Fabaceae
Product: putative clathrin assembly protein At2g01600
Exons: 15
Coding region: 124-1773 (549 amino acids)
Biological process (GO): clathrin-dependent endocytosis; vesicle budding from membrane; clathrin coat assembly
Cellular component (GO): clathrin-coated pit; clathrin-coated vesicle
Molecular function (GO): 1-phosphatidylinositol binding; clathrin heavy chain binding; phosphatidylinositol-4,5-bisphosphate binding
Source: RefSeq, a predicted model, not a curated record
GCGGAAAGCAACAUUCCAUAGACCAACAAACUUUCACUUUCAGUUAUUAAUUUUUUUUUUUCAUUAUUUAACUGACACGAAUUUCUUCACUUUCUACAUUCAUUCCUUCAAACACAGUCAUUCAUGGCCACUCUUCAGAGUUGGAGAAAAGCCUAUGGCGCUCUCAAAGACACUACCAAAGUUGGUCUCGCUCAUGUCAAUAGCGAUUAUGCGGAGUUGGAAGUUGCCGUAGUCAAAGCAACCAACCACAUCGAGUGUCCUCCCAAAGAGAGACACCUUCGCAAAAUUUUGCUCGCAACUUCUUCUGUACGGCCUAGAGCUGACGUUGCUUGCUGCAUUCAUGCACUUUCGCGACGGUUGGCGAAGACCCGAAACUGGACGGUGGCACUGAAAACAUUAAUCGUAAUUCAUAGGUUAUUGAGAGAGGGUGAUCCUACUCUUAGAGAAGAAUUUCUUAAUUUCGCACAGAGGAGGCGCAUACUCCAACUUUCUAAAUUCAGAGACGAUUCUAGUCCAAAAGCUUGGGAUUGUUCUGCCUGGGUUCGUACUUAUGCAUUAUACUUGGAAGAAAGACUUGAAUGUUUCUCGAUUCUGAAGUAUGAUAUUGAAGUUGAGCGUCUACCUAAGCCUGUUGCUGGUCAAGACAAGGGCUAUAGCAGGACAAGGGAUUUGAAUGGUGAGGAGCUAUUGGAGCAAUUGCCUGCUUUGCAGCAGCUUCUCUAUUGCCUUGUUGGUUGCCGUCCAGAAGGAGCAGCUGUUAGCAGCUAUGUGAUACAAUAUGCUCUGGCCCUGGUUCUAAAAGAGAGCUUUAAAAUUUACUGUGCUAUUAACGACGGCAUUAUCAAUCUUGUUGAUAAGUUUUUUGAGAUGCCAAGGCAUGAAGCUAUCAAAGCCUUUGAUGUCUAUAAACGUGCUGGCCAGCAGGCAGAAAGUCUCUCUGAUUUCUAUGAAAUAUGCAAAAGAUUGGAAAUUGCUAGGAAUUUUCAGUUUCCUGUCUUAAGAGAGCCUCCAGUAUCAUUUCUUGUUACCAUGGAAGACUACAUAAAGGAUGCACCUCGACUGCUUGCAGUUUCAAGUGAGCCAUUAUUACUGACUUACAGACCAGAUGAUGUUCCCACACUAGAAUACGAUAAAUUAUCUCAAGAACAGGAGCCCUCAGUGCCUGUUGAUGAUGUUGUCUCAAAUUCUGAGCUUGCUCCUCCUCCACCGUCUCACAACUAUUUUGAAAUUGGAGACUUGCUGGGGUUGAAUGACAGUACAUCUGAAACAUCCUUGAUAGAAGAAAGAAACGCUCAUGCCCUAGUCAUAGUCCCUACCGAAAUUGAUUCACGAGCUGAUCCUGCCAGAGAUUUUGAUCCAACCGGAUGGGAGCUUGCUUUGGUCUCCCCUCCAAGUACAACUAUCUCUUCAGUCAAUGAGACACAAUUGGCUGGUAGGCUGAAUUCUCUCACCCUGAACAGUUCAUAUGAUCAAGGAGCAUAUAGAUAUCCACAACAAUCUGUUUUUGGAGUGCCAGCUCCAAAUCCAUUUGAAGUUCAAGAUCCUUUUGUUUUGUCAACUAGCACCCCUCUCCCACCCAACGUACAAAUUGCAACAAUUUCUCAACAGCGUAUAAAUCUUUACGGUCAUUACCAACCAUAUCAGCCUCUGCAGCAGCAGAUGUUGAUGAGCCCAGCAAAUCCUUUCGAGGAUGCAGGAUAUGGGGCAUUUCCUGUGCAUCAUGUUUCUCACGUUCAUAAUAACAAUCCAUUUGGAAGCACUGACAUGAUAUAGGAACACAUUAUUUCAGGGAUUCAAUGUAAAGCUUUGUAGGAUGAAAUGUUUAAGAUAAUAAGGUCACAAUGUCAAUCAUUUUAUAUAAUAAGACAAUGGUUGGAUUUUAUUUUUU